AUGGCACUGCUCGUGGUUUACUCACUCCUGUGCCUUUCCUGCUGGGCCUGCUUCUACUUUAUCGUGUGUUAUGUCAACGGCUCCCGGAGCUAUGAGUGGAACUGCCGCCUCGUCACCCUGGUACAUGGCAUCCUGGCAGUCUGCAUCACAGCAUAUAUAGGCUAUGUGGAUGGACCCUGGCCUUUCACCUAUCCAGGUACUAAGAACACCCCUCUGCAGAUAAGUGCCAUGGUGGUGAGCCUGGGCUACUUUAUCUUCGACAUGGCCUGGUGCGUGUACUUCCGCACAGAGGGACCCGUUAUGCUGGCCCACCACACCAUGAGCAUCCUGGGAAUCCUGCUGACCCUGUGGCUGGGGGAGUCUGGCAUCGAGUCGUGUGCGGUCCUCUUCGGCAGUGAAAUCACAAACCCACUCCUGCAGGCACGCUGGUUCCUCAAACAGACGGGACACUACCGGUCGCAGCUGGGGAACGCUGUGGACGUCCUGUUCGUGCUGCUCUUCGUGGUGAUGCGAAUCUUCGUGGGAGGCACAAUGCUGUACUGUGAGCUGAUCUCCCCGAGACCCAGAUUCUUCAUCAAGUGCGGGGGAGUGGCCAUGUACGCUCUCUCCUGGGUGUUCAUGGUGGACAUUGUUCGAUUCGCCAGAAGAAAAAGCAAGAGCUGGCACCAGCAGCCGAGAGAGCAGCCGGAGACGGUCGCAGCUAAUGGGCAUGAAGGGAAGAUGGACUGAUUCUACAUUUCUUUAUAUAGUAAAUUUCCCUUUACAUUUUGUUUUGGGAGCUGCAAGGGAAAGGACAAAGAUCGACUUUUUUUUAUGUUUGAUUGAGUUUGUUUUUUAAAGCGGGAUAUUUUUCAAUCCUAAUUUUCUAUGCUAGGAAAUACCCUGUGGGAUUUGUUGUGAUUGCUGCUGAACACGUGUUAGAUUUAUGAUGUAAACGGUAGCCUACUGGUGCGGGAACAACACAGAUGUAGUUUACGGUAUAGAAAACCAAAGCACUUUCUAUAAUCCCACGAGCAAAUGUUGCUUUCAGUUGGACUGAACUGUUGCCUUGUCGUAUGUGGUUGUGGGAAGUUCACUAUUAGUAAAGACAUAGUUUACAUGUACUAUCCAUGAUCCUUGUGAAAGAUUUAUAAAGCACAUAGAAAACAUAAGGAUUGGUUUCCUUGGAUUCUUGUGGGGUUUUCUUUUUAAACUUUGAGCAGAUGGGAAAGGUGUACUCAGGGAGAUGAAGUCAGACUGGAAGGCAAGAUAAGUGAAUUCCAGAGAAAUGUGUGUGAUGAGCUUCAUUACUUUGUUUAUCAUAAUGUAUAGUAAUGCCUGUAAGUUUUGCCUGCUGUCUGAACUCCUAUUCCAGAGCCUGCUCAAAAUAUUUCCACUUAUUUUACUUCACUUAUGUACGUGGAUUCAUGGAGAGACACCACUCUCUGAUACAGAGGUCUGCACUGGUAAUGCUAUUUAUUUUGCAUUCCAUUUGAAUCUAUGAAUUGGUGUCAUCAUUCUAAGUUUACACAGUGAAGUGUCUGAUUUCAGGUUUCACGCUGAAAGCACUGAAAGACCCUUAUUCAUAUUUAUUCAACAGAGUAACCUUGCAGUUUCACAGAGCACUUGACAGUUCAGUUGAAUUUAUUGUUAUCUGUACAUUGAGCUGAUCUUUUGUGCAUUUUCUGCUCCAGUUUUUUUUGAGCCAGCACCUGUGCAGUCACGCAAACAGAAGCAUCCUUUUCUUAACAUCGCCCGAAAUGGUGGAUUCAUAGAUUUAUUCUUAACACAAGAUGCACACACACACACACACACAAACAUACAACCAGGACUGGGCAAUAUCCAUCAUUGUUUGACUUUCAGUAAAGCCACAUUGAGAUGAUAUAAUGAUAUCAGGUUAUUGUUUAGCAAAAAACUAUUGUCCAAUUUAACAAUAACAAGCAUACUGCCGUACAAAUUAUUUCUGCACAAUUCAAUUACAUAUGUGAAGAGUUUUAUCCAAGUGAACAUUGGUUUGAGUAUUUAAUGUGUGAUUUGUAUAAAUUGUUUUCCGUAUUGUAGUAUUAACUAAUUGAAAAAUAUUAAAUUCAGUGUUUUAAAAUGGAGUUACACCAUAUUCAUCGGAUACAAUACACAAAUGCCUCAUUGUGUGAAGAUGGUACUUGUUGACUUGAGAUAAUAUCAUGACUAGAACCACUCUAAGACUGCAUUUGUUCCCUGCAAAGCUAAUUCUGUCAUCUCGGUGCCCAGACUUUGUACAUGUUUUCUUAUUAUUGUGACUGUAUCAUCUUUGU
This is a messenger RNA of Pleuronectes platessa (European plaice), 2273 nucleotides long. It is a transcript of the gene tlcd5a, whose product is annotated as TLC domain containing 5a. Gene Ontology annotation, cellular component: membrane. The record is from RefSeq and is a predicted model, not a curated record. The coding region runs from base 1 to 729 and encodes 242 amino acids. The transcript has 2 exons. NCBI's taxonomy places the organism in Eukaryota, Metazoa, Chordata, Actinopteri, Pleuronectiformes, Pleuronectidae.